GGCCCUGCUGCGGGCGAGUACUCCUUCCGCCGCCCAGGCCACAGUCUGGCCUGGUACACAAGAAUAGUCACCAGACAGCUGCCCUAGCACGCGUGGAGAGACACCGGUAGCCAGCGUAGCCAGACCGCGGGGCGGAGAACCGGGAGACCGGAGCAGGGCUGUGCAGACCGCACCGGGAUAGGGACCCCGAAACGGAGCGAGGACAGAACCUGACGGGUGUCAACAUGACUGACCGCUUUGACUGCCACCACUGCAAUGAGUCGCUGUACGGCAAGAAGUACAUCUUGAAGGAGGAGAACCCGCAUUGUGUGGCCUGCUUCGAAGAACUCUACGCCAACACGUGUGAAGAGUGUGGCACGCCCAUUGGCUGCGACUGCAAGGACUUGUCCUACAAGGACCGGCACUGGCACGAAGGCUGCUUCCAUUGCUCCAGAUGCGGGAACUCGCUGGUGGACAAGCCCUUCGCCGCCAAGGAGGAGCAACUGCUGUGCACCGACUGCUACUCCAAUGAGUACUCGUCCAAGUGCCAGGAAUGCAAGAAGACCAUCAUGCCAGGUACCCGCAAGAUGGAAUACAAGGGCAGCAGCUGGCAUGAGACCUGCUUCACCUGCCAGCGCUGCCAGCAGCCCAUUGGAACCAAGAGCUUCAUACCCAAGGAGAACCAGAACUUCUGUGUGCCCUGCUAUGAGAAGCAGUACGCCCUGCAGUGCGUGCAGUGCAAAAAGCCCAUCACCACAGGAGGCGUCACUUACCGGGAGCAACCCUGGCACAAGGAGUGCUUUGUGUGCACUGCCUGCAAGAAGCAGCUGUCUGGGCAGCGCUUCACUGCCCGGGAUGAGUUCCCCUACUGCCUGACCUGCUUCUGCGACUUGUACGCCAAGAAGUGUGCUGGGUGCACCAACCCCAUCAGCGGUCUCGGUGGCACGAAGUACAUCUCCUUCGAGGAACGCCAGUGGCACAACGACUGCUUUAACUGUAAGAAGUGCUCCCUGUCCCUGGUGGGGCGCGGCUUCCUCACGGAGAGAGACGACAUCCUCUGCCCCGACUGUGGGAAGGACAUCUGAAGGCAGCGCGCGGAAGCCGCAGCCUGUGACGCGGAGAUUCGGAUAUUUUCUUUCAAUGCUGUGUUCUGCUUCCCGCCAGCCACCGCAAGGCUUUCUCUCGCUGUCUCAGCUUCAUGUUAAUUGAAAUCCUUUAGCUCUCUGCACCACUGCAGUCCUAGCCGGGACUGUAAACCCUGGAUGGAAAGAUGACUCGGAAUUCUUUGGAGACACGAGGCAGAGUAAAUGAAAAAGUGCCCCAGCGUGUCUUUAUAAAGCAUCCCUCUUACACUGCCUAUUUAAUUUUUAAGUGCAAUUAGCAUUGUCAUGAAUGUGUUCUCAAGGGAGAGCUGGGAUUUGCAGCUUUGUAACUUCCUUUUUGUGUACACCCAGAGUAAGAUUUAUGUGACUUAGAAUAAAGGUAUUCAGAAUAAAACCGUUGGCCAAG
Molecule: messenger RNA, 1488 nt
Organism: Microtus oregoni (creeping vole)
Lineage: Eukaryota; Metazoa; Chordata; Mammalia; Rodentia; Cricetidae
Gene: Fhl2
Product: four and a half LIM domains 2
Exons: 6
Coding region: 225-1064 (279 amino acids)
Biological process (GO): negative regulation of transcription by RNA polymerase II; negative regulation of calcineurin-NFAT signaling cascade
Cellular component (GO): Z disc; nucleus
Molecular function (GO): transcription coregulator activity; transcription factor binding
Source: RefSeq, a predicted model, not a curated record